ACCCACCUACCCAGGGCCCGCCUUCAGCUCCCUCCGCCAUCACACAAAGCCAGCCUUCAGCUCUCUUUCAUCAAUCUUUGAUCUGACGCAGACCAUCACGCCACAUCGGAAAUCGAGAGCAUCCUGUCAACUGGUCCAUCAAUGAGGGCUCUCGUCGAACACUAUGAUGUCAAGCCGUUGCCCGCUGCGUCGGCUAGAGGCCCCGACGUGAUGGCUUCGUGGAUUACGCCAGAGCACCUUAGCGCCGGACAUGUCGCGGCCCUCAAGCGCGCCAUCGUCAACGUGCUUUCCACGCCAGAGGCAGAGUUCGCCUUUGCUCAGAUCAUUGACGGCCUCCCAACGGCCGAGUCCUUCACCGAGUUCCACCUAUUCUACCCAGCCGAUGAUGGCGAGCACCCCGUGGCCGAGCACCUGGACCUUUGCGACGGUGCAUUAGACGCCGCGCGCGAGGCUCGUACGAAGUUGAACCCGCUUGCCCUGCGAUUCGACCCUCACGUAUUGCAAAGCUUCCAGGACGAGGAGGAGGGUUCACGGCCCUUCUUCCUCAGACUGGUUGAACUCGUUGCCGUUUCUGUGCAUCAGCUCGCUGUGCAGGUGUACGAGCUGGAACAAAGCCCGCAUCGACACGAAUACGAGUCGUGGUGGUCAUCGUGGAUAGAGAGGCACACCGUUGACGCCCCGGGCUUCGAAGCGCUCUUCGCAACUGCCUUCCCCCCUGUUCCUUUUUACCACAACGGCUACCGUCAACAGUAUGACCAGUUUCCGAGGGGCAAGGCCGACAUGGUCGGCUACUGGGCCGAAGCAAAGAUCUUAGGAGGAGUAGCCCUGUUUGACCGUGGCCCAUCGGAACGCGAGUGCAAGGAGCUCUUGAUACACGGGGAUAUAAGAGAUGGCCCUUCUACAAUUUUUCCUCCGACACCCACGCAAUGGGACGCUCUCGUUGCUUUCAUGUCUUGGGACUCGGCGGCAGAUGUCGGCGACGAGCCACCGCCGGCGUGUCCGCUUCCGCUCAGGGCCACACGAGACAAUGUGCCUCGCUACACGCCCUAUUUCGCCAUGAAGUACCAGCACAUAUUUCGCGACCGCUUCGCCAUCUGUCUCCCUCCUCGGUAUGACCCGCCGAAUACUCGCCACCUGACUGAGGUGGACUACCCAUCGCGAGAUGAUUAUUUCUGGGUCUUGCAGCGCCUGAUGGAAAGGUGGAAUGGGGCUGCCAUUGAUGAGGAUGAGAUGCGACGGAGGGAGGAAGUACUGAGAGCGUGUCAACCGGGCAAUCCUUUUUCGUUCACGCCGUGGCCGGACGAGAUUCUUGAAGGUGAGGGGAUGAGCGUGGGUGGUCCAGGGGCACAAAAUGGCUCAGGGGCAGGGCAAGAACGGAGUGACAGUUGAUUUUGCCCUGGGAAGCACGCCAGCAGAGAUACAGAGAAUUUGACUGGAUGUUGGUAGGUUGCUACAUUGUUCCGUUUCGAAGCGACAGAUAUGAACCAGUUAUGUGCUCAUGAGUACAACGAGAAUACGGAUUUCU
Messenger RNA from Purpureocillium takamizusanense, 1525 nucleotides. RefSeq lists its product as uncharacterized. NCBI's taxonomy places the organism in Eukaryota, Fungi, Ascomycota, Sordariomycetes, Hypocreales, Ophiocordycipitaceae. The record is from RefSeq and is a predicted model, not a curated record. Bases 142 to 1389 code for a protein of 415 amino acids. The transcript is spliced from 3 exons.